This is a messenger RNA of Dibothriocephalus latus, 552 nucleotides long. NCBI's taxonomy places the organism in Eukaryota, Metazoa, Platyhelminthes, Cestoda, Diphyllobothriidea, Diphyllobothriidae. The record is from the annotation of a GenBank genome assembly.
AUGGACCUUUCCAGCAAGAUUGAUAUGAGUCUGGAUGACAUUAUCAAGUCGAACAGGAAGAACAAGCAAGCUACUGGCAACGCCUCGAGGAAGACGUCGGUGCGUGGACGCCCUGGUCGUGUGUCUGCUUUGAAGUCACCGCUUCGGAAGAAAUCAGCUCUCAGGCCGAAUCUGGCUGUCACGAUGAAGUCUCGGCAGUCUACUACGGCUCUCGCCAUCUUCAAGAAGGCACAACGUACAGCAGCCGCUGCUGCCAAGAUUGCUGCAAGUGCUGCUGCCAUUCUAUCUACGAAACAAUCACAGAGACGGCCCCCAUAUACUGGCGUUAACAACACGUCGCGUCGCGGUAUCAACCGAGGCGGUGCGCAACAUUCAGAUUACUACUACAAACUGUCGCAGCGGGCUCAGAGUGCACAAUCUCGACGAAAUCAAGAGUAUCUUGCUCAGGCGCGCGCGCUUAUUCAGGCUCAGGAGGAAAUAAGAAGGCAGCCGGUCUACGUCGAUGCCUCGCUCCCGCGUGCUGCCAAUUUCCGCGGUCGUCGUCGCCGAUAG